AUGGUAGGAAAAGUUAGCGAGAGGGUUCUCCUCCGGGAGGGCCUCGAGAGAACCGACAACGGUAUGAAGCAGACAAGCUGGCCGGAUGUCACGCCAAUCAAUCAAAAGAACUACUACACAGACUACAUGAAGCGCGAUGACCAGAUUCUCGCUUUACGACUCCAAGGCGACGCCACCCGCGACAGAAUUGUUCAAGCUGCCAAGGACAGAGAUCGUGCUCUUGCCCAAAGUGGCCGCGCCGAAGUCCCCCUCGUCAUCCCCGAACUUCAACCCGACGAAGCACCCGCCGACGCAGCCGCGGGCCUUGACCCUUCGAAGGUCAUUGUCAUUCAUCCUGGCAGCCAGAACCUUCGGAUUGGCUUCGCCAGCGAUGCACUUCCCAAGUCGAUUCCGAUGACACUUGCCACCAAGUUCCCCCAGACUGAGGCUGAGAUUCAUGAAGCGCUCCCCCGUCGGCAUUUCGAGGCGAAGACGCAAGACCAGCAAUAUGGCGAAGAGUGGUCUAAAAAGUACAACAAGAUGUGCAGCGAUCUCAAACUGGAAAUGCGCGCAAACAAGCGCAAGGUACUGCCCAACUCCAAGGAAUUGGUGCUGAACUACAACCGCCGGACUGAGCCCGAGAUCAUUCAAACACACAACGAUCCCUUGCAAAUCGAUUGGACCGACAUUAACAACCUAGAUGAUCCCAAAUCAUCAGCCUCCUGCUUCAUCGGACAGCAAGCACAACGAGUACCAGAUGACUCCCAACCAAAGUUCAAGCUCUGGUGGCCGAUUCAGCAUGGAGUGCUCAAUGAAGACGAAUAUCUGAACGCUGAACAUCUGUUUGACGACUUCGAGACUCUGCUUGAUAAGGCGAUCAGACAGGAACUUGGUCUCACCAAGAAUAGUACCUGGAGGCAAUACAGCUGCGUCUUCGUCAUUCCUGAUCUUUAUGACAAGAAGUACGUCGAGCAGGUCCUCAGAUCUUGCAUGACAUGGUUUGAGUUCAAUCGGAUAUGUUUUAUCCAAGAGAGCAUGGCUGCUACAUUUGGAGCGGGAUAUACCCAAGCCUGCGUCGUCGACGUCGGAGCACAAAAAACAUCCAUCGCUUGUGUCGAGGAUGGGCUUUGUGUUGAAGACUCUCGCAUCAACCUGAAGUAUGGCGGGUACGACGUGACGGAGACCUUUGUCAAAAUGCUGCUCUAUGACAACUUCCCCUACCAGGACAUCAAUCUUCGGAGACGCCAUGACUUUUUGCUGGCAGAGGAGCUUAAGAUGAAGCAUUGCACGAUGUCGCAGGCGGACAUUUCUGUCCAGCUGUAUCAGUUCCAUCUGCGAGCUCCAAACCAGCCAACGCACAAGUACCAAUUCAAGACUUACGACGAGGUCAUUCUCGCCCCUAUGGGCUUCUACGACCCGUCCAUCUUCGAUAACAGUACCAAGCUGCGAGGACGAAGGAAACUGAUCGAGCGGUCUUACAACGCCUACGAUGCGGACAUCCCUGAUGACCCGACAUCAGCGGCUCAGUUUGGCAUCCUAGCCCUCGUCAAGCCUUCGCUGAACGCUGCGCCUGCCAACGGCUUCACACCGUCACAGAAUGAUGUGUCGACGCCGGUCAAGGAAAAGCCGCAGCCAUUUGACUUCCUUAAGCGAGGCGAGAACGGCAUCAACGGCACUCCGUUAGGGUCUAAUGCCCCAUCUCCAGCACCGGAGGGUGUCAGCACGCCAGUGCCUGCGCCGUUUGUAUUUGGCGGAAGUAAAGACGGCGUCAACGGAGGCAGCCCGGCGCCCCCUGGGAGGAACGGCGGCACACCAGGACCGAACGGGACGAUGCUGGCACAGCCGCCCGUCGGCAUGUUUGUUGAUACCUCUGCACGCAGUGCCAAGGCUAUCGCAAUUGAGCGCGAUGGCGUUCUGCCUACUGCACCUUUGGAUCUUGCCAUCCUUACCAGCAUCUACAACGCCGCCAAGGGAGAUGACAAGAAGCUACGCGAUUACCUGGGCAGUAUCAUGGUGAUCGGUGGCGGGUCAAAGACGCCACAGUUCACUGUCGUGCUUGAAGAGAAGCUCAAGGCUAGGCGGCCUGACCUCUUUGACCGCAUUCUUGUCAGCAGAAGCGCAAGAGACAUGGACGAACAGGUCGUAACAUGGAAGGGCGCCAGCGUCUUUGCCAAACUACCGGCCAAUGAUUCGUGGGUUACGCCAUUCGAGUUCGAGCGACUUGGAGCUCGGGUGCUGCACCAUAAGGUGCUCUGGUCAUGGUAG
Colletotrichum higginsianum IMI 349063 is the source of this 2244-nucleotide messenger RNA. RefSeq names its product Chromatin remodeling complex subunit. NCBI's taxonomy places the organism in Eukaryota, Fungi, Ascomycota, Sordariomycetes, Glomerellales, Glomerellaceae. The transcript is spliced from 3 exons. Bases 1 to 2244 code for a protein of 747 amino acids. Gene Ontology annotation, cellular component: Ino80 complex. The record is from RefSeq and is a predicted model, not a curated record. Gene Ontology annotation, biological process: regulation of DNA-templated transcription; double-strand break repair.